CGUAGUCGUACCCUGAAAAAGUUGUCAAGUGUCAACUGGAUUUUAGAUUCAAUUAUGCAAGAAGAAAAUUAAAUGAAGCGUUAUAUCACUUAUGCAUUUGUUGAUACUUUGCAGGAACCAUAUUAAACCUGCAAAUUUUGAUUUUCUCGUGAUCGAAUAUUAUGGAAAACAAAAGUAGCAAUAACUUUAUUAGUUACGUAGGAUUAGAGGAGCACGAGCUACAGACCUUUAGUUCCAGCCGACGUAAUUCAUUAGUUGAAAAUAGCAUAAAAUUAUUGCCAGGAGAAGUUCUUAUUGCCGAGGCGCAAAGUGUUCUUAUGUUUUUACCCGUUAGUGAUCUAAAACAAGGCAUAUCUGGUAUUUUGUCAGUCACCAAUUUUAAACUUACCUUUGUUACCAGUGGUGAUUCAAAUGGAGAGAAUGUUACUCGGCAACAAAAUCAUUUGUAUGGAUAUACGGAUACGUGCUUGACAAAUAUUGAUGAAAUUUACAUUAUGAUAGGAGAUAAGAAAAGAAAGUUAGUUCCUGGUAAUACGGUACCAUCGAAAGUAAAAGGGAUAUUUAUUAUUUGUAAAAAUCUAAGAACAUGGUCGUUUUCUUUCAAAUUUUCACCUCUUGGACAUGGUAAGAAUCUUCUGACUGCACUAUUACAUCAUGCUUUUCCUAGCAGGCACCAACUGUUAUUUGCCUACGAUUACAAAGAGGCUUACUACUGUAGUCUUGACAAAAAUGUACAGCUAUUUCGGGAUAUUUCAGACUGGCAAAACGAAUUGAAAAGAACAUUGUGUAGCGACGAGACGAGAAAAGGUUGGAGAUUAUCUAUGGUUAAUGCCAAGUUUCAACUUUGUCCCAGUUUAUCGCAAUAUGUAGUGGUACCUGCGUCUGUGACGGACAAUCAGUUGACAGAUGCAGCUAGACAUUUUCAAGGUAAUAGACCACCAGUAUGGUCCUGGACGAAUUCCCAUGGUGCAGCAUUAGUAAAAAUGUCUGAAUUAUUACCAACAAUUACAGAGAGGAUGCAGGAGAAUAUUAUGUUUGAAAAUGUUCGUAAAAGCCAUCCUCAAAAGAUACCACCGGUUGUUAUCGAAUUGAACAAAGAAAUUAAUGUAAAGUUAAUAGCAGCAAGUUUCACUAAAUUUAUUAACUUGUGCACACCAGAAAACAUCAGACAAUUCUGGAUUCAAGAUAAUAAUUUUUAUUCAUUAUUAGAAAACACAAAAUGGCUUAAAUACAUAUCGUAUUGCCUACAAAAGACAGUUGAAGUUUGCGAUCGUCUUAAUUUAGGAAUUUCCGUCAUCUUACAAGAAGGUGCUGCUAGAGACUUGUGCUGCGUUAUAUCGAGUUUAGCGCAAUUGUUGCUGGAUCAUCACUUUCGUACUAUAGCAGGCUUUCAAUCGUUAUUACAAAAGGAAUGGGUCGCUGGUGGCCAUCCGUUUUGUGAUAGAUUAGGUCACAUCGUGAAAGCUAAUUCAGAAAAGUCUCCAUUGUUUCUUUUAUACCUCGACUGUGUGUGGCAAUUGUGUCAACAAUAUCCAACAGAAUUUGAAUUUACGGAAACGUACUUGACCACACUAUGGGAUGCAGCACAUGUUUCCAUUUUUGAUACCUUUAUCUUUAACUGUGAGAGAGAUCGGGCAGUGGCAGCUAUGGAUCCCAACACACCUCUUGUACUUCGUAGCGUUUGGGACUGGCGAGAACAAUUCAACGAUCAAGACAUCUUGUUGUUUUAUAAUCCUUUAUUUAUUCCCUGUAGUUCCACCAACAAGAUAAAAACGGAAAACGGAACAAUUAUAAAGCCUUUGUACGCGAUUUCUAGUCUCGAGCUUUGGACGCAAUGCUAUUUUCGUUGGAUACCGACACUUGAAAUUCGUAACGGCGGACAAAGACAUAUCGAACUUUAUAUUAGGUUACUUCAAAACGACAUAAAUCAACAUGGAAUAAACGAAAGCUGCGUUUCACCGAUAGAUAAGGUCGGUAUCUGUUCUCUUCAUACAAAUAUCGAUAGCUUUUAUCCCUUUAGUAAUAAUAGGUCAGGGAAUACUGUAAGUGCGCCGAUUAUGAAUAGUUCGAUCCUUCUAAGUGAGAGUUUAUUAGACGCGCAAUCAGUAAUAACUGCGAUUGAUUGACAGUAUCUCAACACGCUGUUUUUACGGCAUUCAAAAUGCGUACCUGAUUACAUUCCCUUUCCUUCUAGCGUAAAACAAAAUGUUUGUUUCGAAAGAUCUUUUUAAAAAGAUAUAACUUGUCAAAGCAUUUCUAAAGGAAAGAGCAUUUUCCAGGAACAUUGGCUACGUUUACACCAUGUAUUUAGGUCAUGUCCUACAAUAGAUGUCCUUGUUUAUUCUGUAAGUUAAACAAAAACAUCUAUCGUAUAAGUCGCAGACUAAGCGCACGGUGUAAAGUCCGAUGUCCACGAUACUAGAAAUCGGUCCGAGAUCUCGGAGAGAAAAAAUUAACAAAUCACAUUUGAACAAUUUGAUCACAUGACUAUUGCGAUUGGUCAAUUCUCUCUUCCGAGGUCUCGGACCGAUUUCUAGCAUCGUGGACAUAAGACUUAAACGUAAUUAUUAUAGAUAUAUUUGAUUCAUCAGGUCAUGUUUUUCCGCCAUUACUCAAUGUAAAUUUGUAUUGAAGAAUAGGAGCUUUAUAAAAUAUAUGUCCAUGAGAAAUUAGUUGCGUUGCAUUAUUGAGAGCAGCUCGAAUUCUUUUCUAAGCGAUAGGAAUAUUUAUAUCUUGACAAAUUUUAUAAACGCUAUUGGCGGAUAUUAGCAAAGAUGAAUUAAUUUUACACACACACACACACACACACACACACACACACACACACACACGACCUCAACAAAUAUCAACUAUAACACAAUUGUUAUAAUUUUCUACUUAACAUAACUGUAAUAUAACAUAACAGUUAUAUUAUUGAAUGGGAGGAAAUUAUAAUUAAUAGUUAUGUUACUGUUUGGCAUUUUGUUGGGAUCAUAGGCAUAAGAAUAGAUCGAGCGUGUCCUCUACUUUGGUGUGAAGAUCAGGUAAAAAAAAAGGAGAGAGCAAUUGUCGUGUAGCUUUCUCUCUCUGCUCGAGCAUACUCAACUGUCUCUCUACUUUCUUUUUUUUUCCUCCCCCCCCCCCCGCACUCUUUCCUUAUCAGAAAGAGAAAGCUACACGCAUGGUGGAAGGGGUAACAUGGUAUGUGCAAUUUGCAAGCAUCUCUCUCUGAAUCUCCGCCUUCAAAGAGAAACAUAAAAUGUGUUCUCUUUCAAUAGAAAAAGAAACAAAGUGUGUUAAAUAAGGAAAGAUUCAGUACCAAUUUCACGACGCGAAACAGACCGGUAUUCAUAGUCGAUUCUUGCAUUUAAGACUGUCUUAGCAUCUUAAGACAUUAUUUAAGACGGUUUUAAAAUAAAAACGAAUUAUGAAUAUCGCAUGUUUAGCGUUACACAGUUGGCAGCUUCUUAGUCUCUUAUGCGACGUUCAUAGACAGAGACGGCGGAAUUAUCCCUUCUACCAUGGUUACACGGCCAUGGUUCCAUUAUUUAUUCUUUUCUACCUAGUUUUCACGUUUCAAACCUCACGCUCAAUCUAUCCUUGUUAUGUCUAUGGCCGGUAUUCAUAUCAUAUUUAGUCUUAUUUCAAGAUUGUCUUAAGUAAUGUCUUAAGACGCUAAUGUAGCCUUCUGAUUGAUUCUGAUUGGUUGACUUAAGACGGGCUUG
Molecule: messenger RNA, 3704 nt
Organism: Trachymyrmex septentrionalis
Lineage: Eukaryota; Metazoa; Arthropoda; Insecta; Hymenoptera; Formicidae
Product: myotubularin-related protein 10-B
Exons: 10
Coding region: 162-2126 (654 amino acids)
Source: RefSeq, a predicted model, not a curated record